This is a messenger RNA of Chrysemys picta bellii (western painted turtle), 2626 nucleotides long. RefSeq names its product NMD3 ribosome export adaptor (gene NMD3). NCBI's taxonomy places the organism in Eukaryota, Metazoa, Chordata, Testudines, Emydidae. Gene Ontology annotation, cellular component: nucleus; cytoplasm. Gene Ontology annotation, molecular function: ribosomal large subunit binding. The record is from RefSeq and is a predicted model, not a curated record. Gene Ontology annotation, biological process: ribosomal large subunit export from nucleus.
GAAACCGCAAGGGAAGGUCGGCUCAGCCUUGCUUGAUGUAAACAACCAUCGCCCCCGCUUCCGCCCUGUUCUCGCGGGAGUUCGGCUACGGCCGGGCCCGAGACCCCCAGCUCUGCCGGAAGGAACCCGGAAGCCGAGUGCAGAGCGUACACGGGGUAGCGGGUGCUGGAGCCGUGUGCCCGGACAUGGAGUACAUGAAGGAGCCGGUGGCCCCCAGCCCGGGGAACAUCCUGUGCUGCCAGUGUGGCAUCCCAAUCCCACCAAACCCUGCGAACAUGUGCGUGGCAUGUUUACGAAUUCAGGUGGAUAUCACAGAAGGAAUCCCCAAACAAGUCACUGUUCACUUCUGCAAACAGUGUGAGAGAUAUCUUCAGCCUCCAGGAACUUGGAUUCAGUGUGCCUUAGAAUCGAGAGAACUUCUUACUUUGUGUCUUAAAAAAAUCAAAGCUUCGCUUAGUAAGGUGCGGCUGAUUGAAGCAAGCUUUGUUUGGACUGAACCACAUUCCAGGAGACUUAAAAUAAAGCUGACAGUACAAAAAGAGGUGAUGAAUGGAGCAAUCCUUCAACAAGUGUUUGUGGUGGAGUAUGUUGUUCAGCCUCAAAUGUGUGAUGACUGUCAUAGAGUUGAAGCUAAGGAUUUCUGGAAAGCAGUGGUUCAAGUCAGACAAAAGACUCUGCACAAAAAGACUUUCUACUAUUUGGAACAAUUGAUUUUAAAACACAGGCUUCAUCAAAAUACUCUUCGGAUCAAAGAGAUUCAUGAUGGCCUGGAUUUCUAUUAUGGUUCAAAGCAACAUGCCCAGAAGAUGGUAGACUUUCUUCAGUGUACAGUUCCUUCCAGAUCAAAAUCAUCCCAGCGUUUGAUUUCUCAUGAUAUUCAUAGCAAUGCCUACAAUUACAAAAGCACUUUCUCUGUGGAGAUUGUUCCAAUAUGCAAGGACAAUGUUGUAUGUCUGUCUCCAAAAUUGGCACAGAGCCUUGGGAAUAUGAGCCAGAUUUGUGUGUGCAUCAGAGUAACAAGUACCAUCCACCUCAUUGAUCCCAACACUCUGCAAAUUGCUGACCUUGAUGGAAACACUUACUGGCGUCAUCCUUUCAAUAGCUUGUUCCAUCCAAAGCAGUUGGAGGAGUUCAUUGUAAUAGAUAUCACCAGGGUCCAAGAGAGAAAACAAGGUGCAGGUGCAGGGAUGAGAUCAAACAAACACACUCUUGCUGAAGCCUGGGUACAGAAAACCUCAGAGAUGAAUACAGAUAAUCAGUAUUUCUGCCGCACUCACUUGGGGCACCUUCUAAAUCCUGGAGACCUAGUCUUGGGAUUUGACUUGGCCAAUUGUAACCUCAACGACGAAUUUGCAAAUAAGAUGAACCCACACAACGUUCCUGAUGUGGUAUUAAUAAAGAAGAGUUAUGACCGCACUAAACGCCAGCGUCGUAGGAACUGGAAACUGAAAGAGCUGGAAAGGGACAGAGAAGGCAUGGAUACAGAUGAUGAAAGGCAGUACCAGGACUUCCUUGAAGAUCUUGAAGAAGAUGAGACAAUUAGAAAGAAUGUCAAUAUUUAUAAAGAUUCAAAAAUUCCAGUGGAAAGUGACACAGAUGAUGAAGGUGCUCCACGAAUCAGUCUGGCUGAGAUGCUCGAGGAGCUCCAUAUCUCCCAGGAUGCCACUGGUGGGGAGGGUUCUGAUAUGAUGACCCAAUAAGGAUAUGCAUUAGUAAAUGCAAUCAGUGUACUCUUGAGAAGAAAAACUAUCUCAUACAGAAGUAAAUGUAAUGAACUGUUAAACUAAUCAUAGACAUUCAUGUAGUCUUGUGAAUAUGAAAGGCUAUGCACGUAAACCCUUCUUACCCAUAAAUAAGAUUGUGUGCUACACAAACUGCUGAGGGGGAUCAGAUUUAGUAAAAUCAAAUUCCUGCUGAAGGUGUCACAACAUAAGGCCUGCAAAUUUUUCAGACAUUCUCCUGCAGCCUUCUCCCUAUAAUUUCUGCAAUGUGAGUGCAAGCUGAAACUGCAGGUGUAUUCCACAGGAUUGUCAUGUGGUUCAGAUGCAAGAUGAGUCAAAAGCAAUGGGAUCUGUUCCUGAUUCUGCCUGACUUUCUGUAGCUUCCUCUCCUAUAAAAGAGACCUUUGUCUUCUUCACAGGAGAGGAGUUAGACUAGAUUUGCUUGGAAAGUGCUUUAAGGUCUUUGAAUGGAAGAUGCUGAAUAAAUUCAUAUUACAAUAUUUCUGGUAAAUACAAGUACAUGGUUUGUUCCUCUAGUAAAGAAGCUAUACAUACAAGUGUGUGCAUAAAAAUCCUUACGUAAAAUAAUAUGUAAGUCAGGUGCCAGUACAGCCCUCUGAAUCACAAAGCAUGGCCACCCUUGCUCAUUGUGGGAUAUACUGCACUAUCCUAAAUUAACCCACUGAUACUGGCAUUUAACAUGAAUAAAUAUCUCCAAUUGUGAAUCUUACAUUUGAAACUGUUAGAACGCUGAACAUUUCUUUUUAGCCAAUAACUCAAUAUAUUAACAAAAUGUCUGUCAACUGUUACUGGCUUAAUUGUUAGAAGUUUUAAUACCAAAGAGGGCAUGGUCAAAAUGUGCAAUCGUUUUGGAACAACAGAAUAUUAAAUAUUGACAUCCUUCA